Durotheca rogersii is the source of this 462-nucleotide messenger RNA. RefSeq names its product ubiquitin family-domain-containing protein. NCBI's taxonomy places the organism in Eukaryota, Fungi, Ascomycota, Sordariomycetes, Xylariales, Xylariaceae. The record is from RefSeq and is a predicted model, not a curated record. Gene Ontology annotation, cellular component: ribosome; cytoplasm; nucleus. Gene Ontology annotation, biological process: protein ubiquitination; translation; modification-dependent protein catabolic process. Gene Ontology annotation, molecular function: ubiquitin protein ligase binding; protein tag activity; structural constituent of ribosome. The coding region runs from base 1 to 462 and encodes 153 amino acids. The transcript is spliced from 2 exons.
AUGCAGAUCUUCGUCAAGACACUCACGGGCAAGACUAUCACCCUCGAGGUGGAGUCGAGCGACACCAUCGACAAUGUCAAGUCCAAGAUUCAGGACAAGGAGGGCAUCCCCCCCGACCAGCAGCGCCUGAUCUUCGCCGGAAAGCAGCUCGAAGACGGCCGCACCCUCUCCGACUACAACAUUCAGAAGGAGAGCACCCUCCACCUCGUCCUGCGUCUUCGCGGCGGAGCCAAGAAGAGGAAGAAGAAGGUUUACACCACCCCCAAGAAGAUCAAGCACAAGCGCAAGAAGACCAAGUUGGCCGUCCUCAAGUACUACAAGGUCGACGGCGACGGCAAGAUCGAGCGUCUACGACGCGAGUGCCCCGCCGACACCUGUGGUGCCGGUGUCUUCAUGGCUUCCAUGCAGGACCGACAGUAUUGUGGCCGAUGCCACCUUACGUACGUCUUCGAGAAGAACUAG